Molecule: messenger RNA, 1927 nt
Organism: Didymella exigua CBS 183.55
Lineage: Eukaryota; Fungi; Ascomycota; Dothideomycetes; Pleosporales; Didymellaceae
Exons: 3
Coding region: 135-1481 (448 amino acids)
Source: RefSeq, a predicted model, not a curated record
CUGCGCAGAAAUUCGGUCCCUUCCGUCAACAACAGCUCACUUUACGACUCGAUUCUGGCCAUUGGUUUGCUCUUAAUCGUAACCGCGAAACACUACAGACGUUCCUCGCUACUACAAAUCGAGUACCUUCUAUAAUGUCCGUGUCUACCAGUCAGACACCAUUGUUCACGUUACCAUUGGAGCUUCGUGAGCUAGUAUACAGGGCUGUGCUUACAUCGCCUUUACACGGUCCGGAUCUAUUACGAACCUGCCGGGAAAUCCAUUUCGAGUCCCACAAGUUCCUGUUUGAAAGACCAUUGAGCUUUCGGAGUCAGGUGGCCUUAUUUGAGUGGUUGAGCUUCGUACCACAGGAGUACGUAGACCGGGUCACAGAACUCUCUCUAAACAUCCAAGAUGUCGAUUUGAGGUCAUUACUCACAGCUUCCGCUUUGGUCAGCCACCCAGGAGAUCCACCUCGACUGCUAACAUGGGACCUCUAUGAAGCAGAGCUGGACAGGCUUCUCCAUGCCCUGAAAAAGCUAUCAAAUGUGCGGAAACUUACAAUACGGGCAAUCCCUGGCCGCCAAUCGUUCCUAUAUCGCGAUUUCCUCAAAAGAUUUUUGAGGGUUCUAGGCUUCCUUUUCCCAGAUCUUCUUGAUCUUAGUGUGGUGGGCAACCUCCACCAUCAGGAAUUGUCUUUCUUGGCCGUGUUCACCAAACUACAGGCUUUCUCCUUCGAUGGCUUCUCUGCCUCCUCGCCAAGUGAGACGGCCAAUGUUUUGUCUGGACUAGAACAGCUGACGAGUCUUUCGCUCGUCUCUCAGAGCAGUCUGCUCACGCCGGGUUCUCGGACACGUAGUGACUCCACUACAAGACACCAGUCCUUUACUGGCGGAGUUGUCAAUGGUAUUGACAACCUCAAGUGCUUCUCCGUUACAGAACUCAUCUCUAUUUCUGCACCGACUUUAUUCUUUACGCCAGAGGUACUGAGGUCGUUGCACAAUCACCAGGGCUUGAAGGUCAUCAAAGUUUGCUUAUCUCAGACGCCCAACGACGAUACCAUGGCAGCCUUGGAAAAAUUCCUGGAGCACACCCACAUAAAAACAUUGGAAUUGGAUUGGCCACAACUCAAUGCGCAUAUCUUGGAAACGUUCUCACUCAUCCCAGACGGUCUUGAACGUCUCUGGGUAAGAGCAAAAAGCGCAGCAGAUGCUUUCGAUAUCGUUUGGUCUAUCGCUGAAUGUCGUAAUGCCGGGGACCUCUCCAAUCUGAAAGAGCUUGUACUCUUACGCGCCUCACAAACAUACGGCAAUAUCACACCAGCUACCAACGGCAGGAAGGACAGUGGCACAGGCGAGCUGGUCGAUGACGCAGACACUAUACACCUUGCUUUCAACGACACAGAUGCUAUCAACGUCGUUCGGGCACGAGCACGCUUACAAGCGUUGGGUGUGCGAGUCUCUUGGUGCACGCAAAGUCUAUGGAGACUGAGCACUGCUUGAGAUGCGCAGCGAGCUCUGUGCUGCUACACUUGUUGCAGCUGAGCUUAAUUUAUUCUAUGGCUUCAUAUCCUUGCGGAUAACUCUCUAUAUCGCAGACCAAAUCUUACCAUAUCAAGACAUCUUAUUCUGUGCCAGCUCAUAUUCGAUUAUGGGACACAUCUACUCCAUCGGCUCUUCGUUUGUCUUCCACAUCAGCGUGCCAACACCCGCCCUCCAAAUGCCUCACCCUACAGAGCAUUUUGGUGGUGACAGUGCUCAGCGGCGCUAGCGCUGUUUAUGAUGCAGAUUCCAUCGCAUGCCUCGCAGCAUCGCUUUAACACCUCACCAGGCCCCUACAAAUAUCUACCUUUCCCCGGACACGAUGGCCGUGUGGAAGUUCUUCGUCUUGGAGUGUGUCUUACGGAGAACCAUCUGCUCACCUGAAUACCCGGCCUAGCUGCGCGUCC